Messenger RNA from Pogoniulus pusillus (Red-fronted tinkerbird), 1741 nucleotides. It is a transcript of the gene GDF9, whose product is annotated as growth differentiation factor 9. Gene Ontology annotation, cellular component: extracellular region. The record is from RefSeq and is a predicted model, not a curated record. Lineage: Eukaryota; Metazoa; Chordata; Aves; Piciformes; Lybiidae. Bases 56 to 1414 code for a protein of 452 amino acids. The transcript is spliced from 2 exons. Gene Ontology annotation, molecular function: growth factor activity; cytokine activity.
UUUGUUCCUUGAAUAUUUUAGGGGAGGCAAUUGUUUGGCUGCAGCCUUAAAGAGUAUGGAGGGUACCUGGAGAAUCUGUGUUUGCUUCUACUGCUGUCUUCACUGGCUUGCUUCUAGCAUCCAGUGUUCCCCCCACUUCAGGGGUGGUGUCACCUCUGACAAGAGCUCUGGGUUCCUGGCAGCUCCAGAGGACAGCGAGCUAAACCCCUUGCUGUGGCUGCCCAAGAGUGUAAGGCGUGGCUAUGCCCUCCUGCCUCCCCUCCUCAAGGUGCUGUCAGACCGGGGACACCAGAACUGGGAAAGUGAAGUCCCCAGGCUGCGGCCAGACUCCAGAGCCCUUCGGUACAUGAAGAGGCUGUAUAAGAUGUCUGCCACCAAGGAUGGAAUCCCAAAGGCUAACAAAAGCCACCUCUAUAACACUGUUCGUCUUUUCACACCGUGUUCUGAAUGCAAGCACCUCUACAGGGACCUAAUGAAAGGAGACGUUCACUCGGUGGAUUUACUCUUCAACCUGGAUCGUGUUACUGCUCUGGAGCACUUACUCAAGUCUGUCUUGCUCUAUUCCUUUGACACAUCAGUUCCCAACUCCUCUUCCAUUACCUGCAUGUGCCAUUUGUCUGCUAAGGAGCAUGGCUUCUCUAGCCAAGUAUGCCCCAGCAGUUCACACUCUAUAGCUUUUAGCCUGCACUUUGAAGUUAGGAAGCGCAAAUGGGUUGAGAUUGAUGUGACUUCCUUCCUCCAGCCUCUGAUUGCUACUAACAGGAGGAACAUUCAUAUGGCCGUGAAUGUCACUUGUCUGAUGGGUGAGCCACCACAGAACACUAAACUGGAAAAUCCCAUUAACAUGGCACUGGUUCCCCCUUCUCUUCUUCUUUACCUGAAUGAUACCAGUGAGCAAGCUUAUCACAGGUGGAACUCACUUAGACACAGAAGGAAAAACCCAGUGAGGCCCAGGCCAAGGAACAGUCCUCGGAGUGACAGAGAGAAUUCACAGGGUAAAAGGGCCUCUCGGUGGCGAAGAGAGGAGAAGCUGCAAGAAGCACCAACAACUUCACCUUCUGACCUGAGCCAGUACUUCAAACAGUUCCUGUUCCCUCAGAACGAGUGCGAGCUCCACAACUUCCGCCUGAGUUUCAGCCAGCUGAAAUGGGACAAAUGGAUCAUAGCCCCUCACAGGUACAGCCCUCAGUACUGCAAGGGUGACUGCCCCAGGGUGGUGGGGCACCGCUACGGCUCUCCUGUCCACACCAUGGUGCAGAACAUCAUCUACGAGAAGCUGGACCCCUCUGUUCCCAAGCCCUCCUGUGUUCCUGCCGAGUACAGCCCCCUGAGCGUGCUGACCAUAGAGCCUGAUGGCUCCAUCGUCUACAAAGAGUACGAAGAUAUGAUAGCGACCAAGUGCACCUGUCGGUAGUGCUGCACCCUCCAUGGUGUGGGGAACUUUGACAUGUUUCAGAGCUUCUGCAGCUGUAACUUAACUGGAUCUUGUCAUUCUAAUAGCUCUAGAAAACCCCUUGGUGUUUAAGUGUGGGGUUAGUAGGAGGGGUCUAUGUCAUAGCACUUAUUUUUGUAGCCACUCAACCUUUUCUAGAAUGGGAAGUGAAAUGUAAAUAAUCUCCUUUUUUUAAUUGGAAGACUUUUGCAUUUAAAAUGUGGAAGGGGUUUCAACUACCAGAUGCCUAUUUUAAAGCUGUUUUGCUAGAGAAUUUAAAGAAAUAAAUGCCAAUCGUGCACUCACUUA